Magnolia sinica is the source of this 441-nucleotide messenger RNA. RefSeq lists its product as uncharacterized. The transcript has 2 exons. NCBI's taxonomy places the organism in Eukaryota, Viridiplantae, Streptophyta, Magnoliopsida, Magnoliales, Magnoliaceae. Bases 1 to 441 code for a protein of 146 amino acids. The record is from RefSeq and is a predicted model, not a curated record.
AUGGCCAUUUGUGACUUUAAUAUGAUUUUUACAUAUGUCAUAGCUGGAUGGGAAGGGGUGGCACAUGAUUCAAGGGUACUUAUGGAUGCUGUACUUGAUCCAACAAAGAAAUUUCCGUUGCCCCCUCCUGAUAAAUAUUAUCUUGUUGAUGCUGCUUAUACUCACACAAGAGGAUUUAUGGCACCAUACCGUAAUGUUCGGUAUUGGUUGGGUGACUUUCGUAGUGCUGGGCGGCCUACUAGUAAAGAAGAAGUUUUUAAUCAUAUGCAUGCAAAGUUACAGAAUGUAAUCGAAAGGUCUUUUGGCGUGUUGAAGGCGCGUUUUGCAAUUUUGAAGCGGAUGACACCAUAUUCCUUCCCGACGCAAAGAGACAUAGUUAUUGCAUGCAUGACACUACACAACUACAUCAGAAAAGAAUCCAUCUCCGAUCCACUCUUCUAA